Molecule: messenger RNA, 3077 nt
Organism: Nyctereutes procyonoides (raccoon dog)
Lineage: Eukaryota; Metazoa; Chordata; Mammalia; Carnivora; Canidae
Gene: RAB6A
Product: RAB6A, member RAS oncogene family
Exons: 8
Coding region: 466-1092 (208 amino acids)
Molecular function (GO): GTPase activity; GTP binding
Source: RefSeq, a predicted model, not a curated record
ACGCUCGCGCCCGGGCUCGCCGCGCGCCGCGCUAGAGGCUCGCGCACUCAGCAGGUUGGGCUGCGGCGGCGGCAGCUGUGGGAGCUGAGGCGCUGCGCGUGAGAGGUCCCAGACGCGUCUGCGGCUCCAGUUCUGCCACCCUCCCCUUCUCCCAUCCCAGUCUCGGUGCCAGGUGCUGAGAAGGGAAGGGCGCUAGCCUUGGGCGCUGCUUCCGAUACCGCCAUCCUUCCUUCCCCAGCCGCGGGCCUCGCUCGGUGCCAGGCGACUCUGCGGGGAGGCGGCGGCGACCUCUGCCUGUCUGUGGGGAGGAGCCCUGUCCUGCAGCCUUGCUCCGCCGCCGGGCCCUAGAGGGUCCGAGAGAGCUCGGUGUCGGUCCUUCCUCUCCCCUUUUUCGUCAGCCGGUGGGAGCAGCGUCGGUCCGAGAGGUCUCUGGGCUGAGGCGGCGGCAGCUCCUCCGGCUCCAUCAUGUCCGCGGGCGGAGACUUCGGGAAUCCGCUGAGGAAAUUCAAGCUUGUGUUCCUGGGGGAGCAGAGCGUUGGAAAGACAUCCUUGAUCACCAGAUUCAUGUAUGACAGUUUUGACAACACCUAUCAGGCAACAAUUGGUAUUGACUUUUUAUCAAAAACAAUGUACUUGGAGGAUCGAACAAUCAGGCUGCAGCUGUGGGAUACUGCGGGUCAGGAACGUUUCCGUAGCCUCAUUCCCAGUUACAUCCGUGAUUCUGCUGCAGCCGUAGUAGUUUACGAUAUCACAAAUGUUAACUCAUUCCAGCAAACUACAAAAUGGAUUGAUGAUGUCAGAACAGAAAGAGGAAGUGAUGUUAUCAUCAUGCUAGUAGGAAAUAAAACAGAUCUUGCUGACAAGAGGCAAGUAUCAAUUGAGGAAGGAGAAAGGAAAGCCAAAGAGCUGAAUGUUAUGUUUAUUGAAACAAGUGCAAAAGCAGGAUACAACGUAAAGCAGCUCUUCCGACGUGUUGCAGCAGCUUUGCCUGGAAUGGAAAGCACACAGGACAGAAGCAGAGAAGACAUGAUUGACAUAAAACUGGAAAAGCCUCAAGAGCAACCGGUCAGUGAAGGAGGCUGCUCCUGCUAAUCCCCAAUGGCAUCUUUAACUUUUCUCCAGAAGCUCACUGCUUUGGCCCCCUUACUCUUUCAUUGACUGCAGUGUGAAUAUUGGCUUGAACCUUUUCCCUUCAGUAAUAAUGUAUUGCAAUUCAUCAUUGCUGCCUGUCUCGUGGAGAUGAUCUAUUAGCUUCACAAGCACAAAAAGUCAGUGUCUUCAUUGUUUAUAUUUUACAAAAAGCCAAAUGAUUCCAACAUAUUCCAGUGAUAACUUUAAAAAUUAGAUACAUUUUCUCAACUUUUCUUCUUUUUCAAUGUUAUGAUAAUGUACUUCAAAAUGAUGGAAAUUUCAACAUUAUGUGGUUUGGUUAAGGAGCAGUUGUUCAUAGCAGCACUUGCCUACCUACUUGAUCUCUGCUUUUCUCACUUCUCCCUUACUGCAUUCCGUAUUCUUACUCUCUCCCUCAAAACAAAUGAGGUAUGACACAGCAGCACUCAGACCAAGCCCAUUGGAUCCUUCAAAUUGAGUGAUACCACCUGCUCUAGGCCUUGGGCCAAGAUGUCCAAAAUUAUUUUUGAGCAGUGAUAUAAAUUAGAUUUUAUUUGAGGUCAAAACUCAACUAUCAUGGUAGGCAGUGCUUGAAUAAGACAAAGAUUCUGAUAUAUCUUCAAAAUGAGUCCUAAUGAACAUACUAAGUACUUACAAGUUAAGUGAACAUACAGUGUGUUUCAGACCAAAACAAAUGAUCCUUUCAUGUGUUAGUCUCUGGGAGAAAAGGAUAACAGUGCUUCAGAACAUGUUUUUAAUACCAAAUUCUUCCAGUGAACUAUUUCUCCCAGGAUUUUAAAAUUGUCAAGAUAAGGUAAUUGUUUAAAAAAAAAAAGAAGAAGAAAACUUUUGUAAGCAAUAGAUUUCUCUUGGGUUUUUGUUCUUUUUUCAAAAAAUGCUAUGCAGGCAAGGCACUAUAGAAAUCAAAUUCCUUUAAGAAGAACCAGUGGGGGGGGGGGGGGGAAGAACCAGUGGAAGAAUUUAAACUUGGCACCUUGAUCAAAAUUACAAUAACCAGUAGAAACAAUGAUACUAAAAGAUUAUCAACAAAAGAAUCCUCAACAGAAUAGCAAAUACUUUGCUCAGGACAUUGGAGGUCAAAUUGAAAAUGGAAAGUUUUCUUACAAGCCCCUAGAGGCAGAUAUGGAAAAGCAUACAUACAAGAGGGAAAGGAGAGAAUGGAAAUAACUCAAUAUUAUGCAGAUUUAUGCCUUAUUUUUUAGCUUUUUUUUUUUUUUUAAUGUUGGGUCUUUUAGUCUGGUUUUGCUUUUUAUUAGAUCUGUAUAGUUUGGUCAAUUAACCAGUGAUUUAGUUUUAUAUUUAAGCUAGAAUUAAUCUUUUUUCUUUGAUGAUAUUUAUUUCUUUGCCUUUUUUUAAAAAACUACUUUCAGUUUUUAGAUGUUUUGACUAAUCUAUUUAGAGCUUCAUCACCAUGGCAAUAUAUAUUUCCCUUAAAACACUGUAAACAAAUAUACUAGGAGUGCACCAUUUUAAUCUUUACUAGUUAUUGUGAGAUUGCUGUGUAAGUUAAUAAAUACAUUUGUAAAUACAUUGUUUGCAGGAAGAAAAUUUCUGAGUUACAGCUCAGGAAAAGCCUACUGAAUUUACGUUGUAAGCAUUACUUAACACAGUAUAAAGAUGAAAAGGCAACAAAAAUAAUUCAUACUCCUUCAGCCCCUCAUUGCAACAAAGCCCUUAACUGGGAGAACCUUAUUCCCCUCUUUCCUCUUCCUUCUCCAAUUCCCACUUAUUGUCACCUUGUAAUAUUCAGAGAGCACUUGGAUUAUGGGUCUGAAUAGAGAAAUGCUUUCAGAUAAUCAUUAGCCCACAUACCAGUAAGUUAUACUCAAAGAUGGGAUGGAGUUGUAAAGUGCUUUUAUAAUACAAUAUUAUUGUUAAAGGCAAGGGUUGACUCUUUGUUUUAUUUUGACAUGGCAUGUCCUAAAAUAAAUAUCAAUUCAAUAUGG